CAAGCAUUACGUGAGAGUAUGCGGGAUGUACCAGCCGGCUCCGAACUGACUGAACAAGAGGAAGAAAUGGAUCGUCAGUUGCAACGUGCCCUGCAAAUGAGUCUCGAGCAGAAUCUACCGGAUCCGUGCACGGUGGCCGGUGGCUCGGGACUAUCCGGUAACACGACCAAACAACUGAUUAGUAGAUUUGAGAAAUCUGGAGAGGUUGAGCAGUGUUCUGAUCCUAAAGUAUCGCUAAGUGUUAAAGAGUCGUCUUGUGAAGCCACUAGCAGUAGUUGUUUCAGUGGAACUAAGAUUGUAGGCGGAUGCAUUAAGAAUCCGAAAGGUUUAGUUGACGCCGAUGAAUCAAUGGAUGUAAAAGAUGAAGUGGGUCCGGAUGGUGCACCGAAACCUACGGAUUCUGAAGAAAGUGCAUUCAGAAGUGCAGAUUCAUCGGAGGAAUAUUCGGUUAUAUGUCAGUCAGCUGGCGGGCGUAUUAUGGCAACACUCUCUGAAUUGAUCACAGCAAGCGACGAUACACCUCCGUCAUCACAACUUGGCCAAGCAGCGAUCCCUCAUCAUCAUACCGGUGUCAGUAUGCAACAACCCGGUGGAAUGCUAUCAGCUUCACAACAACAACAACAGCAGCAGCAGCAACAAUCGUCAUCAUCGAAUUUGAUGCGAAUGCAACCAGAUGAGACCGCGACUGGUAGUCCUAACGUGGAUCGAAUGCCUCAGCUGAAGCAAUUGAUGCUGAGUGCAGACGAAGAUAUUACUAGACCGUCACAAACAUUCCCAGCGCCAAUU
Molecule: messenger RNA, 786 nt
Organism: Anisakis simplex (herring worm)
Lineage: Eukaryota; Metazoa; Nematoda; Chromadorea; Rhabditida; Anisakidae
Source: the annotation of a GenBank genome assembly